Molecule: messenger RNA, 1546 nt
Organism: Clarias gariepinus (North African catfish)
Lineage: Eukaryota; Metazoa; Chordata; Actinopteri; Siluriformes; Clariidae
Exons: 7
Coding region: 49-1467 (472 amino acids)
Molecular function (GO): nucleic acid binding
Source: RefSeq, a predicted model, not a curated record
GUCGGAGUUAAUUACAACGGAAAUCAAGUUAUACCUACUUAAACUAGCAUGGCGAACCAAGACCAGGAUGCACGUAAAUCUCUCCAGCAGUACAUUCUGCAACGACUUCAUGAUCGUUUGGUUCAUGUCUUGGAGAGACAGCCACUGAACAUGGAUUACCUUCACUUCAUUUGCAGACAGGAGCUGGUGGUUAUUAGUGCCUUGGAUGAAAUUCUACAUAUUCCAGAAGAUGUCAUGACAGCCCUUUCAAGUCUAAGCAAGCUCAUACAGCGUCAGAGAGAUAUCGAGGAGGUAUCUGUCACAGUGAUGUUGGAAACAGGACGUGGACGCCCAAGAAUUUCCAUUUCAGAAACCACUCUUGCCCAUCUAAUAGAACUCGGGCUGCCAGUCAAGUCUAUCGCAGAGCUACUGGGUGUGUCUCGUGCUACGCUGUUCAGGAGGAUGACUGAAAACGGUUUAUCUGUGAGAGCUAUGUACAGUACAUGUACAGAUGAAGAGCUUGAUGCUCUUAUCACAGAGAUUAAGAGAUCUUUGCCAGAUGCAGGAUAUCGUAUGGUUCGAGGGUCUCUACUGGCACAGGGGCACCGGGUACAGUUUGAUAGGGUGUGUGCAUCCAUGCAUCGUGUAGACAGUGUCGGUAUUCUCUCCAGGAUGACCAACCUGCGAUGUAUUGCUCGCAAAACAUACUGUGUUCCUCACCCCAACUACAUGGUGCACGUAGACACCAACCAUAAACUCAUCAGGUACAACUUGGUUAUCUUUGGUGGAAUAGAUAGUUAUUCAAGAAAGAUUAUGUACCUAAAGGUUUCAAACAACAACCACUCCGACACCCAUUUGGCAUUUUUCAGAGAGGCUGUGAAUACACACGGGUUUCCACAGAGAGUAAGAGGCGAUCAUGGAGGUGAAAAUGUGGGGAUUGCAGAACUCAUGUUUUCAGUUCGUGGCACUGAUGACAACAGCUUCAUUGCUGGCAAAAGUGUUCACAAUCAGAGAAUAGAACGUCUCUGGCGUGAUGUAUUUAUAGGUGUGACAAGUGUCUACUACAACAUUUUGCACUCGUUGGAGGACAAUCACCUGCUGGAUAUAAGCAACUCCUUGCAUUUAUUCUCCUGCCAUUAUGUGUUCCUGCCGCGCAUCCAGGCCAGCCUGGAUGCCUUUUGUGAGGGUUGGGACAACCAUCCCAUUAGGACAAAACACAAUUUGACACCCAAUCAGCUGUCGCAAGUGAGCCAGUUGCAGAAUCCAGUUUUGGAUCCAGAGCAUGUUGCCAUACCAAACAUUGAAUGGGAGUACAGCGGAUACUCUGAGGACCCAACUCUUGGUGUGCAUGUUCCGGUGCUUGACAUUCCAUUAACGGACAAUGAAAUAGCAGAACUGCAAAAAGCCAUCGACCCAAUGCAGCAUUCUGAGUCUUUUGGAGUGGACAUCUAUCUUAGUGUUGUGCAAUAUGUUGACAGAUUACAUUAAUCUGGGUCAAGUACCAUUUACCUUAUUGUACAACCUGCUUACUCUGCAUGUAUGGAGCUGCAUUUUGCAUGUUUACCCA